ACAUUGUAAUUAUAAUUGUAAUUUCUAAUGUAAUUCAAACAGAAAUUUGCAACUCUGGGCGGUAAUCACGUCGCUCUCGUACUAGAGCAAUGGAACGAAUCAUAGCCCUUGUUCCGACGAACCCUAAACAUCUUUCUAAGCACGAGUCAUCCUAUCUUUAAAACCCUUCUGCUCUAUACCAUCAAACCUUGGACUAAAGUUCUUUGCAGCAGUGCAGCCAAUUGCACAUCUCCAUUCACAGAUCUCUAUCUCAAGCUUGCUACAAAGUAAGCCAUGACUGUGAGAUGGCCAAGGCUUCUAACACCAACACAUCUCUCUCAGAUCAUAAGGAACCAAAAGAAUCCACUAAUAGCUCUACGUAUCUUUAAGGAAGCGAAGGAUAAAUAUCCGAAUUAUCGUCAUAAUGGUCCAGUGUAUGCCACCAUGAUUGGCAUCCUUGGAAGUUCUGGUCGAAUCACUGAGAUGAAGGAAGUUCUUGAUCAAAUGCGAGAAGAUUCCUGUGAGUGCAAAGAUUCAAUCUUUGCAAAUGCAAUCAAGACUUAUGCAAGAGUUGGCCUUCUUAAUGAAGCUAUAUCUCUUUUCAAGAACAUUCCACAGUUCAAUUGUGUGAAUUGGACUGAAUCCUUUAAUACCCUUUUACAAAUAAUGGUCAAAGAAUCAAAGCUUGAAGCAGCUCACCGUCUUUUCUUGGAGAGCUCGUAUGGUUGGGAAGUGAAGUCUCGUGUUCGUUCGUUGAACUUGCUUAUGGAUGUUCUUUGUCAGCAUAAUCGCUCUGACGUUGCAUUGCAAGUCUUUCAAGAGAUGAAUUAUCAAGGUUGCUACCCUGAUAGGGAUAGUUAUCGAAUUGUUAUGAUGGGUUUGUGUAAAGAUGGAAGGCUAAAUGAGGCUACCCAUUUACUAUACUCGAUGUUUUGGAGGAUUUCUCAGAAGGGAAGUGGUGAAGAUAUUGUAAUAUAUAGAAUUUUUUUGGAUGCUUUAUGUGAUAUUGGUAUGGUUGAACAAGCUUUAGAAGUUCUCGGCAAGAUCUUAAGGAAGGGGCUGAAGGCUCCUAAACGCUGUCACCCCCGUCUUGAUCUCAGUAAUUGCAAUAGUGAUGGUAACAUAGAAACCACUAAGCAUCUGAUUAAUGAAGCUCUAAUCAGAGGUGCUAUCCCUAGUUUGAGUAGUUAUACUGCUAUGGCUGUUGAUUUCUAUGCCGAAGGUAAGCUUAGUCAAGCUGAUAAAGUGCUGGAUGAGACACAAGAUAGAGGCUUUAGACCGUCUCUGUUAACGUAUGAAGCCAAGGUGGCAGCAUUGUGCAAGGAAGGUAAAGUUCAUGAAGCAAUUAAUGUGUUGGAAGUGGAGAUGGUGGAGGGAAAUUGUGUUCCAAAUGUAAGAUUGUAUAAUAUCUUAUUGAAAGGCUUGUGCGAUGCAAGGAACUCAGCAACAGCUGUUAAGUAUUUGAAGAGGAUGGCCAAGCAAACAGGUUGUGUUGCCAACAAGGAAACCUAUUGCAUUUUAGUUCAUGGGUUGUGUCAAGAUGGUGGAUUUAUUGAGGCGAGUCGGAUUUUGGAAGAGAUGUUAAUUAAAUCAUAUUGGCCUCCUGUUGACACUUUCAACAUGCUUAUACGAGGGCUUUGCUCCAUAGGCAGGCAAUAUGAAGCUACCAUGUGGUUAGAGGAGAUGAUUAGCUUGGAUGAGGCACCAGAACUUUCAGUGUGGAACUCCCUGGUAACUUGUUUGUGUUCCAACACAGCUGACAUUGAUGCUUGCUGUGAGACGUUUAAGCGGCUCAGUAAUUGUUCAUAGUUUAUUUAUGUUGCAGUGUUCUCAUGUGUGUAUAUCCUUUUUUCCAAUAUAAAAAGUGGAGAAGUUCAAUGUAAAAAGAGGUCGUGUUCAUGAGAGGGAAAUUGAAAGAUAUGUUCUUAGUA
Ricinus communis (castor bean) is the source of this 1910-nucleotide messenger RNA. RefSeq names its product pentatricopeptide repeat-containing protein At1g05600. Gene Ontology annotation, molecular function: protein binding. The transcript is spliced from 2 exons. Lineage: Eukaryota; Viridiplantae; Streptophyta; Magnoliopsida; Malpighiales; Euphorbiaceae. The record is from RefSeq and is a predicted model, not a curated record. The coding region runs from base 274 to 1788 and encodes 504 amino acids.